Messenger RNA from Marchantia polymorpha subsp. ruderalis, 1134 nucleotides. Lineage: Eukaryota; Viridiplantae; Streptophyta; Marchantiopsida; Marchantiales; Marchantiaceae. The record is from the annotation of a GenBank genome assembly.
GGGAUGUUGCUGCGUUGACACGAAGAAGACCGAGAGAGGGGGGGACGAAGGGCGAGUUGGUGGGUCGAAGCCGGACCAGAGCAGACGAGACGAGACGCGACGAGACUGGACGAAACGGACCGAAUCGCUCGAUUAGCGACGCCGGGGAGCUGCGACGGAGGGAGGAGAAAUCAUCUCUGCACUGCUCUGCUCGUUGCGGCUCUGAUCGAUCACAAUUGGAAGGAGCUGCCUCACCCUCUCGGAGAUUCAUCCAGCGAUUCAUCGGCCGAUCAGUAGAUUGUUCGAUCGCUUCGGACUGUUGCUAUGGCGACCAGUAGAUUGCAGGCUCUGUGGAACCAUCCAGCUGGCCCGAAAACAAUUCAUUUUUGGGCUCCUACAUUCAAGUGGGGGAUAUCCAUUGCCAACAUCGCAGACUUUUCCAAACCCACCGACGUGAUUUCGUAUCCUCAGCAAGUAGCUGUGACUGCAACUGGACUUAUUUGGUCUCGCUAUAGCAUGGUCAUCAACCCGAAAAAUUGGAACUUGUUCAGCGUGAACUGCCUGAUGGCUACGACAGGAAUGUAUCAAUUGUCUCGGAAACUUCAGAAUGAUUAUGGAGGUGAAAAGGCAGCAAUAGCAGAAGUGGUGGAGAAGAAUGUAGGUUGAAGCUUCACUCUGCAGCUUAUUGAGAUUGCGUAAAUCGGGACCUAAGUGAGGAAGUUUCCUCUCCUCAUUUUGGUAUAUUCUUGCAAAGUGGAGGGGUUGUGCUACUCGAUCCCCAAUUUACUCCCUAGUAUUCAACUGGGAGUUGAUAGAGAAGAGCCUUUCUUACUCAAUGUUUAUCAGAUACACCCAAAAAUGCACAUUUUGCCAUCGAAUAAUGUCGAAACUGGAAGACGUUGCUCCCAUACCUGUUGUAGAUGGGAAUCAACGCCAGCAAGUUUUUCUGCUGUUAGUGGUGAUCAUCAUCACCAUCAGGAGACGUGAUUCUGACUUGUCAAAUGUAAAUGUAAAGCUGACUUGAGUUUGUUACAUGGUUCCGCUCAUGCGGAAGAAGUAUGUCUGAGCAGAGUGGACUCGAAAAAAUUAUGACUGCAUAUAUAUACACUACAAACGAAAGGCAACUUGUGAAUAAACCUUAUCAACCAUAUCACU